Balaenoptera musculus (blue whale) is the source of this 996-nucleotide messenger RNA. RefSeq names its product olfactory receptor 2T27-like. The transcript is spliced from 2 exons. The record is from RefSeq and is a predicted model, not a curated record. Gene Ontology annotation, cellular component: membrane. Gene Ontology annotation, biological process: G protein-coupled receptor signaling pathway. The coding region runs from base 1 to 996 and encodes 331 amino acids. NCBI's taxonomy places the organism in Eukaryota, Metazoa, Chordata, Mammalia, Artiodactyla, Balaenopteridae. Gene Ontology annotation, molecular function: olfactory receptor activity; G protein-coupled receptor activity.
AUGGAGACUGCAGACUGGGAAAAUGUGAGUGAAGCUCAGCAGGAGGCAGGCAGGGGCUCUUGGAACCACUCCUCCACCACCGGCUUUGUCUUCACCAGCCUUUUUAAUGACAGUCGGAUGCACUUGUUCCUCUUCAGCAUGGUAGUGGUCGUCUACACACUUGCCAUGGCCAGCAACGCUGCCAUGGUCCUCCUGAUCUGGGCAGAUGCCCGGCUCCACACGCCCAUGUACUUCCUUCUCAGCCAGCUGUCCUUAUUGGACAUCUUCUUCACCUCAGUCACUGUCCCCAAGAUGAUAGCAGGCUUCCUCUUUGGAUGGAUAAGCAUCUCGUUUGGAGGCUGUGGGGCACAAAUGUUUUUCUUCAUGUUCCUGGGGGCCACAGAGUGCAUCCUGCUGGCCCUCAUGGCCUAUGACCGCUACGUGGCCAUCUGCAACCCUCUGCGCUACCCGGUGCUCAUGAGCCGCCGGACCUGCCUUCUCCUGGUGGCUGCCUCGUGGUUGGGAGGGUCCCUCAACUCCUCCAUCCAGACCGCACUGACCCUGCAGUUCCCCUACUGUGGCUCAAGGAAGAUCGCGCAUUUCUUCUGUGAGGUGCCUUCACUGCUGAGGUUGGCCUGUGCUGACACGGCUAUCUAUGAGCUGGUGCUCUUUGUGACGGGCGUGGUGGUCCUCCUGGUGCCCAUUGUAUUCAUCACCACCUCCUACGCCCUAAUCCUGGCAGCUGUGCUCCAGAUGUACUCUGCGGAGGGACGUUGGAAGGCCCUGGCCACCUGCUCCUCCCACUUGGCAGUUGUCAACCUCUUCUACGGGCCCCUUAUCUACACCUACAUGUUACCUGCAUCCUACCACUCUCCUGGUCAGGAUGAUGUAGUGUCCGUCUUCUAUACGGUCUUCACGCCCAUGCUGAACCCUGUCAUCUACAGCCUCAGGAACAAGGAAGUGACAGGAGCAAUGAAGAAGGUCAUAGGGAAGUGUGGGGUGAGUAGGACUGCUUAA